Messenger RNA from Mercenaria mercenaria, 1487 nucleotides. Its product is annotated as SCO-spondin-like. The coding region runs from base 17 to 1468 and encodes 483 amino acids. Lineage: Eukaryota; Metazoa; Mollusca; Bivalvia; Venerida; Veneridae. The record is from RefSeq and is a predicted model, not a curated record. The transcript has 10 exons. Gene Ontology annotation, molecular function: protein binding.
UCUAACUAGAAAGGGAAUGAGUACAGCUUUAUCAGAUAACGAGUUGUAUUUAAAGACAACAAAAACCAUGAUUUUGGCAGAGACACCAAUGAUGGACAGCAAAUAUGUGUUGCUGAUCUUGGUGAUUUCAAGCUGCCAGCUGCCACGGACAGAUUCCCUGGAAUGUUAUAGCUGUGUAGAUGCAGGCGAUAUAAAUGACUGUGGAAACACUACACUGUGCCAGCUGGGUCAGGCAUGUUAUUUAGAGCUUAGAUAUACCGGACAGACUCCAAAAUACUCGCUUGGAUGCAGGGAUAACCAGCACUGUGGUACUCCGGAUGCGGGAAAUGCUGGUCUGGUAGGGCGGGAUUUGUACACACGACAGACACAAGACUGUUAUGAAUGUUGUAAUUCCGAAUACUGUAACAAGCAUCUUUGUGAACAUCCGAAACCAUCUGCGUGUAUAGACGAUGCGAAAGCUGAUUGUCCUUGGCUAAACACUGUAUUUAACAUUUGCAAAGAUAUUCACCAUGCAAAAACAGAAUGUCCUAAGUUCUGUGGCUUGUGCACACUAGUUGAUGGAAACUGGGCAGAGUGGUCGCCAUGGUCUCAGUGUGACGUCACUUGUGAAAAUGGUACCCAGUCUAGAAGACGGACAUGUACAAAUCCGGCACCAGCUGAUGGUGGUCUAGAUUGUGUCGGACAAAGUGUUGAAAGUAAAACAUGUGUGAAACAAUUAUGUCCGGUCCACGGAGGAUGGAGCAAAUGGUCAAAUUGGGAAACAUGUUCUGUUACGUGCGACAUCGGGAUCCAAAGAAGACAUCGAAAUUGUUCAAAUCCGUUUCCUGGACGUUUUGGGGACCAUUGCUUCGGGGAAGCGAUGGAUGACAAAUUGUGCAUGCCUGGUUCUUGUGCGAACGGUGGAUGGUCGAGCUGGGCAACUUGGAGUGUCUGCAGUGUGACGUGCGAUGUCGGUUUCAAGUCUCGCUCGAGGACAUGCACCAACCCCCGUCCAUCUUCUCAGGGCAAAGCCUGUGAAGGCAAUUCAUUGGAUGUCACACCUUGUAAGGAAGAUAUCUGUCAAAUCCCGAUGGUUGCGUUCCAAUGUAAGGAUUUAAAAGAUUUCACUUUUUCUUCCAACGAGAGGUUUGUUUUCACGACUACCAUGAUGAAUGAAGGCAAUGGUUACGACAGUACUACCGGGGUAUUCACUGCACCUGUCGCAGGCUUAUAUUCCUUCUCUAUACAACUUUGUACACGUGACGGCGGCAGUUACUACAUCUACUACACGUUCGUUGCUGAAAAUAAGGAAAUCAAAAGAGGAUAUUUUAGAAACGAUGAGAGUUACAGGACAAACAGUGCUGAGGCUGUUACAUAUGUUAACAAAGGAGGUAGCGUUUUUAUAAAAUCUACCAAUGGUCGCGACGGGACUUUAUUUCAAGACUCUUAUUGCUGGAAUACCUUCUCAGGAUUUCUGAUUCACUCAUAAUCUUGUUAUCCUACUCAUU